This is a messenger RNA of Closterium sp. Yama58-4, 6303 nucleotides long. The record is from the annotation of a GenBank genome assembly. Lineage: Eukaryota; Viridiplantae; Streptophyta; Zygnematophyceae; Desmidiales; Closteriaceae.
AUGGCUGGCAGGCUGUUACACAGUGCAUCUCCGACCACCUCCGCUCUUCUCACAGACUCCACAUCAGCAACCUGUGUACCGGCAUCCCCACUAGCGGGAACGCUCAGCCUCUGCAGCAGCAGUAGCCGCGUGGGCUCGUGCGGUUGCUGCAGGUCACCUUGCAACGCUCGUUUGUCCCGGCCCUCAGUUUCCCCCUUGUCCUUCGCAACGGCGGCUCAUGACGUCAGCCUUCCCAUAAGUGCCACCAGCAGCGUUGAGUCGCUCCCCUCUCGUCCGUGUGUGUUGAGGCAUAAAGGCGUCCCUUCGUCUCUCCGCUGGUCGCAACACCACCAAGCCGCGCCAGGGUUGCGAUACUUGAGACGCUCCAGCCACGGGUUGCUGGGGGCCGGCGUUCGCGCGUGGGGCCCUGAUAGGAUCUCACCGCCGAGUGCGCCGUCCGUGUCGGCUGUAAACACGCGGGAAGAUGGUGUCGUAGCUGACGGGGAGGAUGGCGCGUUGGGUGAUGGGUCUUCUCACGGACAAGGGGGGACGGUGAACCAAGUGAAAGGCCCGGAAGGGGAGGAAGUGGUGUUGGGAGAGGGUGUGAACGAGGAUUUGGAUUUGGGAUUGGAUGGAAACAGAGGGGGUGAUUAUAUCGUGGGUGAUUACAUUGGAGAUGGUGAGCUGGAGCGAUUGGUGCGCGACAUUGCGACGAUUGAGCGACAGAACGACACGAUGGUGCGACAGGUGUCGGAGUACACGCGCAUGCUGGCGGAGGCGUCGCGGAAGCUGAGCAUGUGCGCGCAGUCCACGCGCAUCGAAGCGGCGAAGCUGAAGAAAGUCGCGCGGCUGCAGCAAGCUGCUGAGGUGCGCCGCUUGGGGGAGAUGCGCUUGGCGGCGGCGGCAGAGGCGCGCCGGCAGGAGGAGGAGCGGCGUCGGGAAAGCAUGCGCGCGGCCGCGGAGUGGCAGGCGGAGAGACUAGCCGCGCAGCAACGUGCGGCGGAAGCGGCAGCGUCUCUCUCCACAAGCGCAGCGCCGGCGGAAGCGGAAGCAGGCAGAAACGGGGCGCUGGUGCAGGGCAUGGAGAGCGUGGGGACGGCGCAGGGGAGGGCGGACCUAGAAGGGGUUGGCGCUGCCGCUCAGGCUGCGCCUGAGGCGGCGGCGGCUGCUGCUGCUGCGACUCAGCUUACUUCCACACCUACUAAUGCAGCAGCAGUAGCGGAGCCUGAAAUUGCUGAAUCACCAUCGACAAAAGUACCAACGCCUUCAGCACCACCAGGCGUAGUGGUGGCCGCUGCAGCGGCAGCCGCGGCUGCUGCUUCCGCCGCGGCGAACGAGUACGCAGCUGCAGGCGCAACAAGGGGACCGCAAACCGAAGAAUCGGAAGCAGAGGACGACAGAGGGUCGGAGUGGAGCACAGAGGCAGUGCAGGCCUCCUCCGAGGGGGAGGAGGAGGAGGACACAGCCGUGGUGACAGAAACCACGCAGUGCUCCAUCGACCAUCCAGGCGCGCUCUCGUGCCUCACCACCACCAUCCGCAAGGACGACCGCAACCGCCAGGCCGUGGUAACCCUCGAAGCCACCGUGCAGUGCGCGGGCGACGCGUGCCUCACCUCCGCGCCGUCGCUCGGCGCGGACGACUACGCCGCGCUGGCCAUCGCGACUAUCGCGGACGCCGCCACGCAGAUGCGGCGCGAGCAGCGGCUGCAGCCAGGCGGCGAGGCGGGGGACCCGGCGGCGAGCGAGAGGAGGAGGCGGAUCGAGGAGCUGCUGGCGAAGGGGCACGUGGUGAAGGCGCGGCCUGUGGAGCCGCCGUCGAGGUUCGGGCAUGAGAGCUUCCUCGUGCGCCUGCGCUCACCAGACACCAAGGAAGAGAUUGACGCCAUGUUCAAGCCGCGGGUGGAAGGUGAUGCAGAGGGGUGGCACAGAGCGCCGAUAGAGUGGGUGGCAUACGAGCUCAACCUGCUGCUCGGCAUGGACUACAUUCCCCCGGUGGCGUACCGCACAGGUGGGGUGGAGCUCACUCUCAGCCGCUCCUCUGACCACAGCAACUCGCAGCACCACCACCACGAGCAGCACCAGCAGCAGCAGGAGCAGCACACAGUGCGGUAUGAGGAGGGCGCCUUCAUCUACUGGGUGCCGCACACCAAGGAGCUGCGCAAGGUGGCGGCUGCAUCAUGGGGCGUGUCUGUGGCGCACCUGCUGAGCGACACGCGCAUUCUGGACGUGCUUCUCAACAACAGUGACCGCCACCACGGGCACUUCCUGUUUGGCCAGCACUGGACGGACGGCACCAUGCGCCCUGUGCUCAUUGACCAUGCUGCUGGCUUCCGACGGGAGGCGGUGGUGCUGAUGGAGCACGAGAACGCGUUUCAGACGGGGUCCAUCCGGUGUGUGAGUGCGCACACGUACCUGCGCCUGCGCUUCCUCGACCGCUCCAUCCUCGCCCUCAAGUUCAGCGGCAUGCUCAGCGAGCAGGAAAUCACCGACCUCAUUACCCGCAGGGACCAGGUGCUGAAGUAUCUGGACCAUCUGGUAAAGGAGAGGGGCUACCAGCGAACUUAUUCAGAGACACAGCAACAACCCACAAUUGAGAAUGAUGAUACCCUGAAGUGCAUCAGUCACCUCCCACCGUGCUUCCGUCCAUUGUUUAGCUUCAGGUAUUUCAAUGCUGUUCAAAGUGAGGCCUUCGGGGAGGUGUACACGACAGACAACAAUAUUGUUGUGUCAGCUCCAACAGGAAGUGGCAAGACCGUGCUGUUUGAACUGGCUAUACUGCGGCUCCUAAGCAAGACGCUUACAUCUGGCCAGGACUGGGAAAGCACUUUUGGAAAGCAUUUGCAUCUCAAGUGCUCUGAGGUUACUGGAGACACCGACACCACGGUCAAGGAUCUUCACAAUGCAGAUAUCAUCCUUACCACACCAGAGAAAUUUGAUUCACUCACACGGAAGCAUCGUGAUAGAGGCGGUCUUACUCUUUUCGGCGACAUUGCUCUACUCCUAAUUGAUGAGGUUCAUCUCUUAAGCGAUCCACGUGGAGCCGCUCUGGAGGCUAUUGUCAGCAGACUGAAAAUGCUCUCGCGAUAUCCAGAAAUGUCAAAUUCGCCCAUUUCCAGCAUCCGAUUCGUGGCUGUUUCUGCUACCAUACCCAACCUGCAUGACAUUGCCGAUUGGCUCCUUUCCAAAGGCAAAGGAACAAGAAGGUCAAACCAUUUGGUAGAUAAUAGAAUCUCACUCUUCUUUUGUGUUACAGGUUAUGCGCCUGCCAAAAAUGACUUUCUCUUCGAGAAGAGACUGCAAUAUUUUCUUCCAGAGGUCAUCAAGCAGCACAAUGAUGGAAAGCCAGCGCUUGUGUUUUGCAGCACACGCAAGGGAGCUCAGGAUGCUGCACAGCAUCUUGCUACAGAGUUUUCGAAAAAUGGGCCCUACAACAAUCCUCUCGUGACAAAUCAGCAGCAAUGUGAUAGGCUUCAAGCAGCUUCCUUGUCAACCCAGGACAAGGUGUUGCAGUCUUGCAUCCGUCAUGGAGUUGCCUUCCACAAUGGUGGCCUGGACCAGAAGAAUCGAACACUUGUAGAAAGCCUUUUCCUGCGUGGAGACCUCCAGAUUAUAUGCACAACAGCUACCUUGGCUGUUGGUGUGAACCUGCCAGCCCAUCUUGUGGUGAUCAAGUCAACUCAAAUCUACAACAAAGAAAAGGGCGGCUAUGUGGAGUAUGAUCGAGCAUCUAUUCUGCAGAUGUCGGGUCGAGCUGGAAGGCCACAGUUUGACAAGACAGGGAAAGUUGUUAUUAUGACUCGGCGGGAAACGGUAUACCUUUAUGAAAACCUAAUGUCAGGCGCCCAGCCUGUGGAAUCAGAGCUGUUGAAUUCCAUCAUUGAACACCUCAAUGCAGAGAUUGUUCUUCUCACUGUUUCUGACAUGAGCUUAGCCAUUGACUGGUUGAAGAAUUCUUUUCUUUAUGUGCGGAUUCAGAAGAAUCCUUUGCAUUAUGGGAUUCCUUCCAACUUGAGCGAAGAUCAACUGAAAAGAAAGCUCAAAGAUAUUUGUGUGCAGAGCAUCAAUGAGCUUGUCAAGUAUGGCAUGGUCACCACAGACGAGUAUAACUAUGUUCUUCAGCCUGCAGAGCCAGGAAAGCUGAUGGCUCAGUCCUAUUUGAGUUUUGAGACCAUGAAGGCGAUCAGCCAGACUCCUAGUGGUGCCAAAAUGGAAGAUGUUCUUGGAGUUCUAUGCCGAUCGAAAGAACUCUCUUGGAUUAAGCUUAGGCGGUCAGAGAAGAAGUUUUUGAAUGACAUCAAUAGUGAGUCUUCAUCGAGGAUUCGUUAUCAUGUUAUGACGCCUGGGGGGAAAGUUAAGCGCCGGAUUCAGGAUGACAAUGAAAAGAUAUUCAUUCUCAUCAAUGACACCCUCUCUGGUGACCCAUCCAAUCUGGACUUUACCAUGUCACAGGACGUGAAAGGCAUCUGUACUAAUGGUAACCGCAUAGCUACCUGCAUGGGUCGCUAUUUUAUUUUUUCAAAGCGGUACAUGGAGUCUCUGUCUGCAUUGUGUCUGGCAAAAUGUUUGAGGCACCACCUGUGGGACACGUCUCAGUUUCUCCUUAAACAACUCGCUGGUGUCGGCCAUGUCACCGCCAAAGCGUUGCUUGCAGCUGGGAUCGACAGCUUUGAAAAGCUUCGGCAGAGUGACCCUCGCAGGCUCGAGUCCCUCACUGGCCGCAAGUAUCCCUUUGGGAACCAGAUAAAAGAGGCCCUUGAGUCUCUUCCUCCCUCUGUGGAUGUCACCAUUGCUGAAGGAGAGAAGGGGAAUUAUUCAGGAAAGCACGAAUUUCGGAUCAGCUUGAAAAGAGCUUGCUUUCCCAAGACAACAGGGAAGAAGAACUUUGUGUAUCUUCUCGUAGGAAAUGAGCAGAGCAACAGUCUUGUCUUCCAUGAGAAGAUUUGCCUGGAGACAUUCGCCAGUCCGUACAACAUUACUGUCAGCACGUCAUUCACUGGGCCAAGUGCUACCCUUGUGGCCUCUGUUGUUCACGAAGACUUUGUGGGAAUCGAUAUACAUACACGGUUUGAGAUUGGGCCGCCUGUUCAAGAUGGCAAUGUUCAUCGUACAUCUGCUGCUGAGGCAGCCCAUGCUCCUGAAUCAAAGGAAAAGCUUCAAGUACGGACCACAGCAGCCGAGGCUGAUGGGAAGAGUGGGGAGUUGCAGCAAGCUCGGAUAUCCGAGGAACGAGACGACCAAGACUUCGAACCGCCAUCGUUCUCUUUGCUUGGGGAAGAAGACAUCAGACCUCCUACCGGUGGUCAUUUUGAACAAACUUCUGACUCUGGCAGUGGCACUCUUGAAGAAUCAAAAGAAUGGAGUAACAAUAUCUGGAGCAGUACCACUGAAGAGGGUGAAAAACAACAGGUGGUAGGAGGCAACAAGCCAAAGCGCAAACUCUCCAAAUUUAGUGAGAAUGAGGAUGAAAUGUUUAAGAGUGUCAGCAGGAAGGUGCAGAAGCUUUCUGCUGCUUCCAAGGGACCACUGACAGCACCUCACUGUGCAAGCUCCUUGGGAGCCUGCACUCCUGUGCCUCGUGGCUGGCCAGCCUCUCGUCCAGCUCCCUUCCCUAGGGGCUCCAUGUCUUCCUUGCUCUCUGCAAGGUCUGCUGGAAGCAGAUCUACGUUGACCAGUGGAGGAAGCAGGGGCUCACUGACAUCAGGCAAUCAAGAGUCAAGGAGAGAGCCAGCAUUUUCGUCUCAACCAGGAAGUGCUGGGAGCUGGGCUUCUGAAGCUAACCAUGAAGGUGAUGGCCCCCAGGGGGGACCCAUUCAACGAAGGGUUUUGUUUUCUGGCUUAUGUGCAAGCAAAGAAAAGGAGACAGUGUCCUCACCGAUCAUGCACGGAAGAAAUUCCAAUAACCCGGAAGGCACUUUGGACUUGCCAACUGGCAUCUUCGGCCUUCGUCUGAAGAGUUUUUCUUCCAACAGCAUCAAUGUGCCAGCAGCAACUAGUUCUCGUUCUCCAUUAAAGGAGUCUCAGAUGGGCAACAGUAUGAGCAGCCUGUUUGACGAUUUUCUUGAUCGUCCGCCCAUGGCAGUCCCAGCUGAAGCAGCCUGCAUUGCUGGAAGAACUCGUCAAGCUGAAUCGCAGACAAUACUGUCAAAGUCCGACUCCAAGCCAUUUGUGCGGGAGUUCGUUAAGCGACCUUUGACAAGCCACAACGAGGUGUUGAGGGAGAUCAAUCACCCUGAAAGGUCUAGUGACUGCUCGGUUGUCUCAGUUCAGAAUCAACAGGAGUCACUGGAUGAUGCGUGCAAUGGUAGCCUUUUCUCCUUUCUGUAG